AUGAGUGCGCCGACAACCGCCGGUGCUCGUACCAAGAAACAGAACCACGCCAACAUACCUUGUCCGAUUGAAGAUUGCGCUCGCUUCACAUAUGGAAAAUUACCUGAUCAUCUCACCAAAAUACACGGACUGACUGGAGCCGAACGAGACGCUCUCAAUGAACAACAACGUAAACGUUUCUUCAACGGUGAACUUUGCCAAGUCCGCUAUUUGAAAGAAUCAGCUAUUAGAGAUCUUUGGGGGUCCGAUUACGACGAUCCACGGAUCAGAGCAAAAAUACACCAAAGUUAUGCACUAGUCAAAAUAAGAAUCAUACCUUUAGCUGCAACUCAACGAAGUCGUCCCCUAACAGAGCAGGAUGCGAAUGUUCUAACAGCCUAUAAUGCAAGAACAGCUCCGAGACCAGCACGUGUUCAAAGAACAAGAACCAGAGCUAGACCGUACUCUGUGCCAGAAACCAGUUCAGUUGAAAGUCGCGUAUCCAGUGAAUCAAGCGAGGGUGAAGACAGUGCUCGCAGUUCAUUGCCUCUAUCACCUCCGCCGUCGUCACCGUCACUGCCACCAUCACCAUCUCCAUAUGAAUUACAACCAGUAGAAACACGGUUACAAGAUAUAUUUGAUUCCAAAAUUGACGCAGGCUACAAAGCGGUAAUUGAUGACAUGAAGAAAACGAUGGCUAUGGGUCGAACGCUUGGAGCCAGAAAACGGAAAAUCUACAGAACAUACCGGCGAUACGCAAAACGAUUGAUCGCGUUCUUACAUCGACAGCACUCACCACUGGCGUAUGAUGUUGAUGUCCUCCUGUGUGGAGAGAGACAAGUUUGUGCUUUCCUUGAGCGCAUAAGCAGCGAGCAUAAAACGAAAACGCUCAGAAACUACAUCGUAGCCGCGAUAAAAUUGCUGGAUUCACGCCUUUUCGCCAUUGAAAGAGACCCUUCAUGCAAGGAAAAAGUUGUAUCAAUGACACGUGUUUAUGAAGUUUUGCUUGGACGCUUGAACGAUUGUGAUAGACUUCUUGCACAAAAAGAGAUAAUUUGCCAAAAGGAAACAUUCGAAAAUGAUGAUUUAGCUCAAGAAUUCCACGGAAGCUAUGACGAACUUGUAUAAAAUAAAGGCGAAUCGAUGAAAAAAUAUGGUGUAUAAUAUUACGAACUUUUUUAUUUGUAAAUAAAUACUUAUUUUCUU
Molecule: messenger RNA, 1185 nt
Organism: Colias croceus (clouded yellow)
Lineage: Eukaryota; Metazoa; Arthropoda; Insecta; Lepidoptera; Pieridae
Exons: 1
Coding region: 1-1107 (368 amino acids)
Source: RefSeq, a predicted model, not a curated record